Molecule: messenger RNA, 1869 nt
Organism: Acanthosepion pharaonis
Lineage: Eukaryota; Metazoa; Mollusca; Cephalopoda; Sepiida; Sepiidae
Source: the annotation of a GenBank genome assembly
AUGCUUUCUUACAUAUCUGGAUCAAUAAAUAAUCUCUUUUUCUUCUCACUCUCUCUCUCUCUCUCUUUCCUUCUUUUACACUUUCCCUCUCUUUAUUUCUUUCUUUCUGCCUGCCUGUAUCUAUCUAUCUAUCUAUCUAUCUAUCUAUCUAUCUCAGUCUAUUCAAUCUUUCUAUUUAUCUCAGUCUGUUCAAUAUAUCUAUCUAUCUAUCUAUCUAUCUAUCUAUCUAUCUAUCUAUCUAUCUAUCUAUCUCUCUCUAUAUAUAUAUAUAUAAUUGCACUCUAUUUCAAUUUUUUCUUUCUUCGAUCCGUAUUUCUCCCCCUUUUAUCUUUUAUUUAUCUAUCUAUCUAUCUAUCUAUCUAUCUAUCUAUCUAUCUAUCUAUCUAUCUAUCUAUCUAUCUCAGUCUGUUCAAUAUAUCUAUCUAUCUAUCUAUCUAUCUAUCUAUCUAUCUAUCUAUCUUCAUCUAUCUCAGUCUGUUCAAUCUAUCUAUCUAUCUAUCUAUCUAUCUAUCUCAGUCUGUUCAAUAUAUCUAUCUAUCUAUCUAUCUAUCUAUCUCAGUCUGUUCAAUAUAUCUAUCUAUCUAUCUAUCUAUCUAUCUAUCUAUCUAUCUAUCUAUCUAUCUAUCUCAGUCUGUUCAAUAUAUCUAUCUAUCUAUCUAUCUAUCUAUCUAUCUCAGUCUGUUCAAUAUAUCUAUCUAUCUAUCUAUCUAUCUAUCUAUCUAUCUAUCUCAGUCUGUUCAAUAUAUCUAUCUAUCUAUUCAUCUAUCUAUCUAUCUAUCUAUCUAUCUAUCAGUCUGUUCAAUAUAUCAAUAUAUCUAUCUAUCUAUCUAUCUAUCUAUCUAUCUAUCUAUCUAUCUCAGUCUGUUCAAUAUAUCUAUCUAUCUCAGUCUGUUCAAUAUAUCUAUCUAUCUAUCUAUCUAUCUAUCUAUCUCAGUCUGUUCAAUAUAUCUAUCUAUCUAUCUAUCUAUCUAUCUAUCUAUCUAUCUAUCUCAGUCUGUUCAAUAUAUCUAUCUAUCUAUCUAUUCUAUCAUCUAUCUAUCUAUCUAUCUCAGUCUGUUCAAUAUAUCUAUCUAUCUAUCUAUCUAUCUAUCUAUCUAUCUAUCUAUCUCAGUCUGUUCAAUAUAUCUAUCUAUCUAUCUAUCUAUCUAUCUAUCUAUCUAUCUCAGUCUGUUCAAUAUAUCUAUCUAUCUAUCUAUCUAUCUAUCUAUCUUUCUCAUUUCACUCUAUUUCAAUUUUUUCUUUCUUCGAUCCGUAUUUCUCCCCCUUUUACUAUCUCAAACCUUUCUCUCCUCUCUCUAUCUUUCCACUCUUCAUCGAUUGGUCCUCUCUCUCUUUCUUCUCUUUCUCUUCUGCCUCCUUAUUUCACUAUCUGUCUUAUUAUCUCCCUUGUCUCUUUUUUUUUAUCAUGCCUCUCUCUUCAUCUCUCUCUCUCUCUCUUUCUCUCUCUCUCACUCCUAUUGCUCUCUUCUCUAUACCUUUCCUUCCCUUUUCUCCACCCGUGAGGGUUAUUUUCACUAUAAAAAUCCUUUAUACUUUCUAUUCUAUCUAUCUAUCUAUCUAUCUAUCUAUCUAUCUAUCUAUCUAUCUAUCUAUCUAUCCCAGUCAGUUCAAUCUAUCUAUUGCUGUCUAUCUAUCUAUCUAUCUAUCUAUCUAUCUAUCUCAGACGUUUCAUUAUCUACCGUUUUAAGUAUGUAUCUAUAUAUCUAUUUGAUUUUUUUUCAUUAUCUAAUUCUUUUUUCAUUAACUAUUCUUCUUUUCCUUAUCUAUCUAUCUAUCUAUCUAUCUAUCUAUCUAUCUAUCUAUCUAUCUAUCUAUCUUAAUGUCUUCAUAUUUAUUUAUCUUUUUCUAUUUCCCCCACCGUCUAUCUAA